GGGUGGCGCUACGGUAAAUACGAACGAGGCGGGCUCGUCAUUGAUAUCAGUGGCUUCGUCCGUCUUGUAGUGCCAGCAGCGCUCCGCGCUCGAAUUGUUCGGCGGCGAAUGAUAUUAAAGGGGCGUCAGCAACACGCCUACCGACAUUAGAUGGAACGCGUGUAAUGGUGGAAAAUCCGAUCACAGCUGAACCCUGGCCAGGACCGGCAUGUGUUGCGUGAGGGCCAAGUGCGAUCAGCGUAAACUCUGAUAGACAGCAGGAAGCGGGCAGAGCUGGGACGAUGAUUGGGGGACUGUUCAUCUACAACCACAAGGGGGAGGUGCUCAUCUCCAGGGUUUACCGGGAUGACAUAGGGCGCAAUGCGGUGGACGCGUUCCGGGUGAAUGUGAUCCAUGCCCGACAGCAGGUGCGCAGUCCCGUGACCAACAUAGCGCGGACAUCCUUCUUCCACAUCAAGCGGGCCAACAUCUGGCUGGCGGCAGUGACCCGGCAGAAUGUCAACGCCGCCAUGGUCUUUGAGUUCCUGCUCAAGAUGUGUGAGGUGAUGCAGUCCUACUUCGGCAAGAUCAGCGAGGAGAACGUCAAGAACAACUUUGUGCUCAUCUACGAGCUGCUGGACGAGAUCCUGGACUUCGGUUACCCGCAGAACACGGACACAGGCAUUCUCAAGACCUUUAUCACCCAGCAGGGGGUCAAGUCUCAAACCAAGGAAGAGCAGAGCCAAAUCACCUCACAGGUGACGGGUCAGAUCGGCUGGAGGCGCGAGGGCAUCAAGUAUCGCCGCAACGAGCUGUUUCUAGAUGUCCUGGAGUAUGUAAACCUUCUUAUGUCUCCCCAAGGUCAAGUGCUGAGCGCACACGUGGCCGGGAAGGUAGUAAUGAAGUCUUACCUCUCGGGCAUGCCCGAAUGUAAAUUUGGCAUCAACGACAAGAUCACCAUGGAAAGCAAGGGCAAGAGUAGCACCAUGGACGACCCCACCCGAAGCACGGGCAAGACAUCGAUAGCGAUUGACGACUGCCAGUUCCACCAGUGUGUCAAGCUGAGCAAGUUUGAAAGCGAGCAUAGCAUUAGCUUCAUUCCACCCGACGGAGAAUUCGAACUCAUGAGGUACCGCAUCACCAAGGACAUCAGCUUCCCCUUCCGGAUCAUUCCCUUGGUUCGGGAGGUUGGGCGCACCAAAAUGGAGGUGAAGGUGGUCCUCAAGUCCAACUUCAAGCCUUCCCUCAUUGGACAAAAGAUAGAGGUGCGCAUUCCGACGCCCCUGAACACGAGCGGGGUGCAGCUCAUCUGCAUGAAGGGCAAGGCCAAGUACAAGGCCAGCGAAAACGCCAUUGUCUGGAAGAUCAAGCGUAUGGCAGGCAUGAAGGAGACUCAGCUGAGUGCCGAAAUCGAGCUGCUCCAGACGGAUGCCAAGAAGAAAUGGAACCGACCCCCGAUUUCCAUGAACUUUGAGGUUCCCUUUGCUCCCUCUGGGCUCAAGGUGCGCUACCUCAAGGUGUUUGAGUCCAAGCUGAACUACAGCGACCACGACGUCAUCAAAUGGGUUCGCUACAUCGGCCGAAGUGGCCUCUACGAGACUCGCUGCUAGCCUCCCCACCGUCGGAGCUCCCCUUCCUUCUCCCCCUCCUCCCCCCACUGUCCACUGGCUAACUCUGUCGAGCAUUCUCCAAAGUCCAAUCCGGUGCACCCACCGAUAGUUUGACUGUCGGCGAGGUCUUGCCAGGGUGGCGACUGUGCACCAACCGCUUCCCCGCGGGCUCGUUAAUUUAUUCGCCCCGUCUGGACCCUUCCUUCGCCCCUUUCGACUUGCAGACUGGUCGGCUUAUUUGGGCGUUUGCUCGUGUCUUUCCAUUCUAACCUACGUCGGCUGCCAGUCUAUUUCUUUCCUUGUUUUUCUUUGAGCUGCUCCUGUGAUUUCCUGGCCUGUCUUUCUCUUAUUCGAGGCCUUAUUUUUUUUCUUUUGUGUGGCUCUCUUUUUUUUCUCUAUGUUUAAAUCUCCUGUUGAAGACUCGAAAGACCACACCCGUUGGGACAUGCGCCAUAUUCUCCGGGGAGGCCCUUGCUGUUCAUUAUUCGUCUGCUAGUGGUGUACCCUCCAGUAUCGAGACGAAAUAAAAAAAAAAAAGGGGUAGUCUGCACUUAGACCGGGCGGGGCUGCGACAUCGAACCGUUGGUGCGCAGCGUCUCCCGGCAGUGCGACUGCCACUGCAGCCACGUUGUGACGAGUGCUUUGGUGUUGUCCCACAAGCAUGAGAAGUUUCACAGGCAUUAUGGCACGUCGAGUGCGCGAAAUAAAAGUGUAUGUUAACAUUG
Ixodes scapularis (black-legged tick) is the source of this 2314-nucleotide messenger RNA. RefSeq names its product AP-2 complex subunit mu. The coding region runs from base 282 to 1589 and encodes 435 amino acids. Gene Ontology annotation, molecular function: clathrin-cargo adaptor activity. Lineage: Eukaryota; Metazoa; Arthropoda; Arachnida; Ixodida; Ixodidae. The transcript has 10 exons. Gene Ontology annotation, biological process: intracellular protein transport; clathrin-dependent endocytosis. The record is from RefSeq and is a predicted model, not a curated record. Gene Ontology annotation, cellular component: cytoplasmic vesicle; AP-2 adaptor complex.